This is a messenger RNA of Chelmon rostratus (copperband butterflyfish), 4370 nucleotides long. RefSeq names its product kelch repeat and BTB domain-containing protein 11. The record is from RefSeq and is a predicted model, not a curated record. The coding region runs from base 474 to 2399 and encodes 641 amino acids. The transcript has 2 exons. Gene Ontology annotation, molecular function: protein binding. NCBI's taxonomy places the organism in Eukaryota, Metazoa, Chordata, Actinopteri, Chaetodontiformes, Chaetodontidae.
GACAACAAAAUUACAGUCCUGACAGAGCGGGGAUCUCUGCUGUCCACGCGGGACCAGCCACAGUCUCCUUGGAGAGAGAAAGACGCGAAACGUGCGCAACAGCUCUCCCCACUUCCACCGGAGGAAAUCACUUCGCGUCGGCUGAUCUGAAGGAGGCGCGACCUGAAAUGACUGCUUGAUCGUUCCUCCGACCGGCCCCCACCGCCGAUCCGCAGGAGCGGAUGAAACAGCGGCGGAGAAAAGGUGAACGGACGGGACAAAGCCGCUGGAACGGUCGGUGAAGCGGACUUAUCCAGGGGAGCACAGCCCGACUGGCUCAUCGGGAUUGCGACUGCCUUACGUAACUGAGCUUUGUGGAGGGGCCGGCAGGGAAACUGCUGGUGCCGAGCUGUUUAAUCACCGCCAGGAUACGCAGGUGAAGGGUGCCUCCACCCAGCAUGAUCGGUGAAGACGCCGUCUCCCAUCACCAGUGAAUGAUGAGCGAGGGCCGCAGGCAAGGAGGAGGGGCCAUCACUGUGGAGGCUGACGUCAUCCUCCAUGCCGUGAACCCUGACCUCGUCACACCCUCUGACAAAGAUGGGAGUUUACGUCCAGGUUACGUCCAGGGGUUUCUGCAGGACCAGCAGGAUUUCAGCCCCCCUCCGGCGUUUGAGAAGGAAUACCUGCUGGACGGAAGACUGAUGGAGAAUAACCAUGUCGAUCAUCAGACAGGUAACGGCUCGUACAUCUCGAGAGCCGACAAGUUUCACCUCCCCAAUGACAAGGGGACUCCGGAUCUCCCUCCUCACGUCGCCACCGCCGUGUCCAAUCACAUCGCUGGCGUGCAGCAGAACUGUGCGAGCAGUGAAAUCCAGAACGGCGCCAGAGCUAAAAUGUCUUACGGUGCAGAUUCAUCCGCACGCUCGCUCGGCCAAGCCAAACAGGAAGCGGAUUGGUCAGUCCUAAAAUCGAACCUCGAGUGCAGGGACAGCAGCCAGGAAGCUGAAAGCGCACAGUCUAAAAAAGAGCCUGACUUAGUCAUUGAAGUCGGCGGGCAGACGAUCAACGCUCACAAGUCUGUCCUGGCAGAGAAGAGUGACUAUUUCAAAGCACGUCUGUCACGAGACAUCCUCAAAGUGAAGGGCGUGAGUUACAAGACUUUGUCUACGUUGAUAGACUAUGUUUACACCUCUCAAAUGAAUGUUUGCAAGGACAACGUUGUAGAUGUCAUCACGGGGGCUAAAAUCCUCCAGAUCCCCUGCGCCGUCCAGGCGGCCAUGGACUCCAUGUCUGCACAAAUCACUGCAGAGAACUGCUACGAGAUCCUGACCAUCGCCAAGAAGCAGCGGCUGAGCGAACUGAAGGAGACCGCCUACGGAUUCAUGAGCGACAACUUCCUCCAGAUCCUCAAAGACCCCGCAGCGUACGGACGCCUGACCGGAUCUGAGCGGGAUCUGAUCCUGAAGAAGAGAAUGGAGGGGAGGAAGACUCUGAUGGUGGCAGAGAUAAACGAUGUGUUCGAUCGGGUCGGUAGUCGGCCGCCGAGCCGCUGCGGGAGCCGACCACAGAGCCCAUUGUCGGUCGGGUCUUUGGAGGAGAAUCAUAUGAUUUACUACUUUAAUGAAGCGGCAAAUGACUGGAGACCUUUGACUGCGAUGCCCGAGGACAUAAACACUAAAGGGUGCGGGAUCUGCACCAUGUAUAACUACCUGUUUGUGGCAGGGGGGAUAAAGGGCUACGGGGACAAGGGUAAGGUUUCAGACAAGGUCUUCUGUUACAACCCAAUAACCAACCGCUGGGCUGAGGUCAGACCUCUGAACCAAGCUCGUGCCCAGCUAAAGCUUGUGUCUAUGGAUGGCUACUUGUACGCCAUCGGGGGAGAAUGUUUGUUCACAGUGGAAAAAUAUGACCCUCGCAUGGACCGCUGGACCACGGUGGCCCCCUUGCCCAAGGGAGCCUUCGCGGUGGCCCACGAGGCCACGACCUGCAGCGGAGAGCUGUACGUCUCGGGGGGCUCUCUCUUCUACCGCCUUCUCAAGUACGACCCCAAGAGGGACGAGUGGCAGGAGUGCCCCUACAACAACAGCAGGAAGAAGUCCACCGACAUGGUGGCUUUGAAAAGCUUCAUCUACCGCUUUGACGUGAGCCGCGAGCACGGCAUCACCGUGUUCAAGUACAACACCAUAGUGAAAAUGUGGCACGACUGCGCGUCGCAGAGGCUCGGAAGUCAUUUGCCCUUCAGGUGCGCCGUUAUCGAGAACUGCAUCUACUGUGUGAACAAAAGCCAGACUUUUCAGUUCGUGGUGGAGGAGGAGAACGCCUACUUUGUCGAGGAGCCGCUGAGGGCCCCGCUGGAGGCGAAAGGCCUUCUUUUUCCUUUUGUUCUCACGUUGCCUGAAAAGCCUGAGAAAGUCGCAUAGUGUGUGUGUGUCCGUGUGAUCCAGAAUAACACAACAAAUGUGUCAUAGCAAAACUGGAAUAAGCAGAAGACCUUAUAUACACUCCUCAGUGUCAGCUUUCUAUCUCAGUGUCUCAUUGCCUGCUUGCAAUGGAAUGUGUGUAUUUGCAUGGCAAUGUAACGUGUCUGCAGGGUGAAGCCUUAAACGGAGAACUUUUCUUUUUGUGUUGAAUGAAUGCAACAAUAUUUGUAUCCGACUGUAGAUAAUGACAUGAUGACAGUGACUGUAGGUUAUUUUGUGUAUUUCCUGUGUUCAGUUUGGUUUUGGUGCACAUUUGUAGUUAGAACAGAUAUUAUUUAGAACAUAUUAAGUAGUUGACUGGUGGCUUUGGUAACAAAAACGAGUUUUGUUGAAAGUUGUAUGAAACAAAGGUUGGAAGAAGCUGUAGUGCGCUUAAUGAACGAUGCAACACAGGUUCUAUGCAAAUGAGAAUACACAGGCGGGUCUGCUGUAACGCUGUGCUGUUUAAUAGUUACUAGAAUGGGAAUCUGACUUGGAGGGAAGACAGUAUUCCUCAACCUUUUAUUAUUUUUAUGAUUAAUCGAUGAAAAACUGGUCUAAUUUCCCACACUGAUGUAUGAAAGUGUCGUAUGACCAACAGCCCAAAACCCAAAGAACUGAAUUUAUUAUUAUAUAUUAUAAAGGAAGGCCUCAAAUCUGUAUAAUUGAGAAACUGGAAAAAGUAAAUGUUUGGCUGUUUUACUGGAAAAUUAUUAGAAUGAUCAAACUCUUUAGUUAUUUCCUGUCACUCAACUAAUUGAUUAAUCAGCGAAUAGUUGCAGCUCUGCUUCAAACAGUCUUAACUGUAUCAGUCCUACACCACACAAAUAUUCCCUUUGCAAAGCAUUUAAGCAGCAUGUUGUACCUGCUUUAGUUCAGGGGACCUUUUCAGUCAAAGCAAAGUCCACAUUUCAGCUCAGUAUCUCCAAGAAGCUAAAAACAGUCUUGCAAAACAAGAGGCUUCAGAUUUUUUGAAACAAGAUUGGAAAUCGCACAGAUUUAGCUUUAAAAGUACAUAAAAACAUUUAUUUUUAGAUUCAGAAUAUACUAUUUAGCUUGUAGUGUAGACUCACAGGUGUCACAGGUCCUACAUUUAGCUGCCAAAGAGAGAUAACGCUUCAGCCAGGCUGAAAUAAAUCAAAACCGACCAAGGCUUUCACACCUUUUGUGGAUUAAGUUAUAAAAAGUGUCCCUCUGUACCACCAGAGGAUUCAAAAACUAAAGCAAUAGCUGGAAGAGGGAGGACAUCAUGUUUGCCACUCACAGCCACUGUCUGUGACGUUAAGGCAAAGCGAGCCAUUCAUAAUGCACCAACAUACAUCUCUUAUCUUUCUUUCCCCGUAUGUGUUCAACUCUACAGCAGCUGCUAGCAGGUUUCUUCACUGACGAGGGCCGACCCAUUCUCCAGGUCAAAGGUUAUCAGAUACUGCGGUGCUGCAGCGUGCUCAGGCCGUGGCCCGCACUGCUUCCCCAGACAAGAUAUCCUGCCGUCAUGACACUAACAAACCACGUUCUUCCUGCGUCACGCCUCAUUAAUACCGAAUUUGCUCUAAAUUUCCUUCUUUUAGACAUUUCACAGCAUUUGCUUGCUGCCGCAGGAACACAGUGGGAGUUUUGUAUGGAGGCUAAGGCUGAUAUAUUUUCUUGGAAAAACUUGCUUUUGAUAACGUUUGUAGUAACGUCUCCAAGCAGUCAACGUGACUCAGAUAAAAUGGAUGUGGUUUUCAUAUUUUGCUGGCUGGAAUCUGUAUUUUUGUGAAUUUUUGUAUGGAUUUGGUAGUUUUGGAUCUGCUGCUGUAAUGGACAGUAAAGUAAUGCAAUGCUAGGCAAUGGCUUCCUGUUCAAGGUAUAUGGAGUGGGCUAACAAAUUAGCUGUUGGAUAAUGUAUAUCAGUCCGAACUAAGUGCUUCAAAUAAAAUAUUUUGUGUCUGA